UGGGAGGGUAAAAUUAGCAUCUUUUCUGUUUUGUUUUCUGUCAAAGCCAUUCAGUUCUGCCUCAUCCCAUCCCAUUUCUUUUUCUUUCUUUCUGUUUUUCUUCGUUUUGUCUGAACUCACUUCACAUUCUUUACCGCAUUGUGGCAACCGACCUGAGAGCAGUUGGGUCAUUUGGCAUGCGACCAUGACCAAGCGAACGUCCACCAUCAAAGAAUAGCGUGCCGUGGUUUUUGUUAAUCGAUUUUUAACAACAGCAGGGACGAAAUUAGAAAACACGGUGACAAAUAAAACACUAUGGAAUUCAUUGCAGAAGCAAUGCAUGCUUCCAUUGACCUCACUCAGACAACUUCUCAGGACAACGUGAACGCUUCGUCUUCCCGACCGUCAUCCUCAUUGUCGUCUGCAUCAUCAACUCUAGCGGCAAGUUAUCAACCUCACCCUAGACUUGAUGCCAAUCUCACUGCAUUUUAUCGACCUGCCGCCGAACACCAAUCAGUGGUUUUCAAGCCUCAUUAUUCUCUGCCUUCUCUGGAGCGCCCGUUUUCACAGCCGGCCAGCGAUGCCGGCGUGGAGACUCAUUACGACAAUUUGAUUACAAACGGAAUGCGUGUCAUGCAUUUUAUGGAUCAUCAUCCUUGUAACGUUUUUCAGCAGCAACAAUGUCCUGAUAUCCAGCUAACAGAAGGUUCAGUGGCGUACUCGACCGGUUACCAUCAAGAAGUGGGUGCAACAACAUCGGAACCUUAUCCUGCGAUGGGCGUCUCUCCUACUUCAUCGUCGUUUACGCCCCGUGCAAUUGUGUCUCAGCCAGCCUACUACAAUAGCAGCAACACCAGUAAUUGCUCCACGAGUUCCGUCGGAUUUCAGCCAUAUCAAUCACAGCUACAUCAGUCGCUUUCGUACCAAACGCAGUUAUGCCAAUCUCAGCCAUGCCAAUCACAGCAAUCAGACGAAUCAAAAGCCGUUAAAAGGAAAAAUUCUAACGAAAGCGAUGCAAGUACAGAUGAAGACCCCUACAACACUUUAGAGAUGCCGCCAUGUAGUGUGUGUGGUGACGUUAGCUGCGGUAUCCAUUACGGAGUCGUCGCUUGCGAAGGUUGCAAGGGCUUCUUCCGGCGAGCUAAUUUACGGAACCCAGAAGAUGCUGUGUUCACAUGCUUCAACAAUUCGAACUGUGUCGUUAACCGCUUGACUCGAAACAAAUGUCGAGCUUGUCGGUUACGUCGAUGCUACGAAGUUGGAAUGGUUUACGGUGAUGCAUACGAAUCUUACAAAAAGCGUCGCCGCAACCGCCAGCUGCUGCAAACGCAUUCGACGUCAACGCAUCGCCCACCGUCAAUUCCACCGACAGACGUAUUGGAAUGGAUGGGGUUUGUUGCGGCAGCUCAGUCAGCUACCUUUACUACCGUUUCAGAAAUUUUCACAUCUCGGUACGCUGCCGUUUUGUCGUUAGGCCCAGAUCAACUGUGGCCACCAGGUGGGGAUCUCAGCAAGCGUGGAUUUCAAGCCAUCCAACAUUUUGCUCAUUCUUUACCUUUCGUUGCCAUCUUACCUCCUGAAUUACGUACGCAUUUGUUAAAAUCGAACGCUCUGGACGCGAUGAUUUUGCGGGUCACUUUCCGCUUUUGUCCCGAACGUGAGUCCUUUCUGUUUCCACCUGGCGCUGAAGUGACACUGUCUUGCCUGUCUUCCACUCUCCUGGGCAGCGCAACAACCAGUCGUCUUGCCAAUUUAGGUCGUUUGAUACUCCGCUUGGGUAUCGGUACUGAUGAAUUGGCUUUUCUGUCCACCUUAGCUCUGCUCUCGCCAGAUGCACUCGGCAGUGGGUUUCUUCCCAGUCACGUAAAUAUGCUACGCGAUAUCGUCGAUAAAGUUUUGCUGGCGUUUCACUGCUUCGUCCAACAACGCUGGUCAACACGACCCUUUCUUAUCGCGAAACUGAUCGCUCUUCUGUCUGACAUUCGAGCUUUGCAGCACUCCGUCGCGCUACAAGCAUGGCUUGAACCAGCUGGUGGCUCUAGUUCGCGAAACAUUUGA
Molecule: messenger RNA, 2037 nt
Organism: Daphnia magna
Lineage: Eukaryota; Metazoa; Arthropoda; Branchiopoda; Diplostraca; Daphniidae
Product: retinoic acid receptor beta
Biological process (GO): positive regulation of transcription by RNA polymerase II; cell differentiation; negative regulation of transcription by RNA polymerase II
Molecular function (GO): zinc ion binding; nuclear receptor activity; RNA polymerase II cis-regulatory region sequence-specific DNA binding
Source: RefSeq, a predicted model, not a curated record